Molecule: messenger RNA, 888 nt
Organism: Epithele typhae
Lineage: Eukaryota; Fungi; Basidiomycota; Agaricomycetes; Polyporales; Epitheliaceae
Exons: 7
Coding region: 1-888 (295 amino acids)
Source: RefSeq, a predicted model, not a curated record
AUGGCUGUUGACGCCAAUGCUGCCGCCGACUCUUGGCUUGCCGGAUUCAGCUCUGCCGUCCUCUCCGCAGACAUCGACACUCUAGCCUCACUUUCCUUCCCAACGGAUGGCUCAGGAUCUACUGGUGUUUACAUGGGACGUCUGAUCGUUGGAAGGCCGCGAUUCCAUCGUGGCUUCCUGGAACCCACCCUGCACUCCGAAUCAUACCCCACCAACUGGUCUGAGUACACUCCCCGCGAAAAUCGCGACUGGUUGGAACAAUACGCGACGGGGCAGGACCUAGUCGUCUGGACCAACGCAGAGCUCCAGCCUCGCCCUAAAUACAACGAAGAGACGCACGAGUGGGACGUCGACAUCAGACGCGAUGGCAAAGACUUCAACCUUCGUCCCGCCCAUAUCGUUCUCGCGACCGGCGCCCUCGGCGCGCCCACAUCCCAGUCGUGCCCGACCAGGAGUCCUACAGCGGCGCGCUCAUCCACUCCUACCAAUACAAUGGCCCGUCUGAACUUCUGGCAGGACAAUGGUGAUGCAGAGCUCAUAACAAAUGGUCGAGUCAAAGUCAAGAGUGGAGUAUCACUUGACCGCUUCACGAAGACGGGGCUUGUUCUCAGCAACGGGAACGAGCUACCUGCUGACGCCGCCAUCUUGGCAACGGGUUACUUACACAUUCGCGAUACCAAUCGAGCGCUUCUGGGAGAUGAAAUCAUUGACAAGACCGUACCUGUAUACGGGCUGGAUAGUGAAGGGGAGCUUAAGGGAAGCUAUCGUCCGUCGGGUCGUCCUGGACUCUGGUUCGCCACUGGUGAUUUUUUCGUCAGCCGCUUCAUGUCGAAAGUCCUUGGUCUGCGGCUGAAGGCGGGGCAGCUGGGAGUCCUUCCCACGAACUAG